AUGGAGCCCCUGGGGGAUGCAGAGAUCUACGGAGAUGCAGAAAUCCAUGGGGAUGCAGAGAUCCAUGGAGAUGCAGAGGUCCAUGGGGAUGCAGAGAUCCAUGGAGAUGCAGAGGUCCAUGGGGAUGCAGAGAUCCAUGGGGAUGCAGAGAUCCAUGGAGAUGCAGAGGUCCAUGGAGAUGCAGAGGUCCAUGGGGAUGCAGAGAUCCAUGGGGAUGCAGAGAUCCAUGGAGAUGCAGAGGUCCAUGGAGAUGCAGAGGUCCAUGUUGAUGCAGAGGUCCAUGGAGAUGCAGAGGUCCAUGUUGAUGCAGAGGUCCAUGGGGAUGCAGAGGUCCAUGGAGAUGCAGAGGUCCAUGGGGAUGCAGAGAUCCAUGGGGAUGCAGAGAUCCAUGGAGAUGCAGAGGUCCAUGGGGAUGCAGAGGUCCGUGGAGAUGCAGAGGUCCAUGGGGAUGCAGAGAUCCGUGGAGAUGCAGAGGUCCAUGGGGAUGCAGAGAUCCGUGGAGAUGCAGAGGUCCAUGGGGAUGCAGAGAUCCAUGGGGAUGCAGAGAUCCAUGGAGAUGCAGAGGUCCGUGGAGAUGCAGAGGUCCGUGGAGAUGCAGAGGUCCAUGGGGAUGCAGAGAUCCAUGGAGAUGCAGAGGUCCAUGUUGAUGCAGAGGUCCAUGGGGAUGCAGAGGUCCGUGGGGAUGCAGAAGUCCAUCCCAGCCCGUGGGGAAGGUGCCCAUCCCAUGCUGGAGCAGGUGGAUGCCUGGAGGAGGCUGUGACCCAUUGGGUGACCCGGGGGACAGAGGGCCCUGCUCCCAGGCUGGAGCAGCCUGUCCUUGGAGGACUGCAGCCCAAGGAAGGAGAAAGCCAGGUCCCAGCAGUUUUGAGAGGGACUCACAUUGCAGCAGGUGCAGUGUGA
This is a messenger RNA of Cinclus cinclus, 900 nucleotides long. RefSeq names its product skin secretory protein xP2-like. Bases 1 to 900 code for a protein of 299 amino acids. The record is from RefSeq and is a predicted model, not a curated record. The transcript has 3 exons. Lineage: Eukaryota; Metazoa; Chordata; Aves; Passeriformes; Cinclidae.